CUCUUUCCUUCCGACAGCUUUAUAAAUAUAUGCACAUGAGGCCUAUUUGGUCUCCAGAUUCAAAAGUAUAAGAGUUGAUCUCUUCUUGCGGAGGCCUUAACCAAGAAAUGGCUUCUAUUAACGUCCCUUCUUGCUCUUCAACAACUGCCAGAACAGCUCUCCCUUGUACCCAGGCAUGGAGAAACUUCAAAUUGUUCAAUGGAUUACAUGGAGUAAAUUCAUUUUCCACAAAUGGGUGCACAUUGAACGCCAAUUUCAUCUGCAUUAAUGGUACUAAAUCUCCCUUCAGUAUUAAGGGUGUUGGCAAAAUUCAAGCAGCAGUAGUAUCUGAUGAAGGUGACCUGUUGUCCUAUUCCAAUGGCAAUAAUGCUGCAGCAAAGAGGACUUUAAUUGAUAACAAACCAGUUGAAAUUAAAUUACAGCCUGAUGCAAUAGCAUUUGGAACCCUUGUAGCAGAUACUGCUGCCAUCCUCAGUGGCUUCCCUAUCGAUAAUGAUGAGUUUGAUUUGGAUCGCCCCACAGAAGGAUUUUCCUCCAUACCUGAGGCCAUUGAGGAUAUUCGUCAAGGAAAGAUGGUAGUGGUUGUAGACGACGAAGACAGAGAAAAUGAAGGGGAUCUUAUCAUGGCAGCACAGUUGGCAACACCUGAAGCUAUGGCUUUUAUUGUGAAGCACGGUACUGGAAUAGUUUGUGUGAGCAUGGCUGGUGAAUAUCUUGACAGGUUGCAACUCCCUUUAAUGGUUACCCAAAAUGAAAAUGAUGAAAAACUUUGCACUGCAUUCACAGUGACAGUGGAUGCCAAACAUGGUACAACCACAGGGGUUUCAGCUCAUGACAGGGCAACAACCGUGUUAGCUUUGGCAAACAGAGAUUCAAAGCCCAAGGACUUCAACCGACCAGGCCAUAUUUUUCCAUUGAGGUACAGGGAGGGUGGCGUUUUGAAAAGAGCUGGACAUACAGAAGCUUCUGUUGAUCUUGCUGUUCUAGCUGGAUUGGACCCUGUUGGAGUUCUAUGUGAGAUUGUAGAUGAUGAUGGCUCCAUGGCUAGAUUGCCAAAGCUUCGUCAAUUUGCACAGCAGGAGAAUUUAAAAAUUAUAUCUAUUGCUGAUUUAAUCAGGUAUAGGAGGAAGAGAGAGAAAUUAGUAGAUCGUUCUUCUGCUGCUCGGAUACCAACAAUGUGGGGUCCAUUUACAGCUUACUGUUAUAGGUCAAUAUUAGAUGGCAUUGAACAUAUUGCAAUGGUUAAGGGUGAGAUUGGGGAUGGACAGGAUAUUCUUGUGAGGGUGCAUUCAGAAUGCCUCACAGGAGAUAUAUUUGGUUCUGCCAGAUGUGACUGUGGGAACCAAUUGGCACUCGCAAUGCAGCAGAUUGAGGCUGCUGGCAGGGGUGUGCUGAUAUACCUCCGGGGGCAUGAAGGAAGAGGAAUUGGUUUGGGCCACAAGCUCCGUGCUUACGACCUACAGGAUGCUGGGCGUGAUACAGUUGAAGCAAAUGAAGAACUAGGACUGCCUGUUGAUUCACGAGAAUAUGGCAUUGGUGCCCAGAUAUUACAGGAUCUGGGUGUCCGAACAAUGAAGUUGAUGACAAACAACCCUGCAAAGUACAUUGGGCUCAAGGGCUAUGGUUUGACAGUUGCAGGUAGGAUUCCUUUGUUAACUACCAUCACAAAGGAAAACAAGAGGUAUCUGGAGACCAAACGUGCUAAAAUGGGUCAUAUCUAUGGAGUAGAAUUCAAUGGCCAAUUAAGCAAUCUCACCAAUGAAAAUGGUAAACCUAGCAUCAACACUGCAGCAGAUGCUACUUCUAACCGAUGAGCAAGGUGCUCCGGCUUCGACACCCACGAGUCACACAAAAGAAUGGCAUAAUUAUCAAUCGGACUGAUCAUGGAGACGAAUUCAAAUUCUUUUAUCAUUCUCUAGUGAGAAACUCUUAACUAUGAUUACACUUGCUUGGCAAAAUAAAGUUCUGCUGAAAGAAUUAUGUACUGCACUGCACUGAAAAGCCAUUCAUUCAUUUUCUUCUUAAAA
Messenger RNA from Hevea brasiliensis (rubber tree), 2027 nucleotides. Its product is annotated as bifunctional riboflavin biosynthesis protein RIBA 1, chloroplastic. NCBI's taxonomy places the organism in Eukaryota, Viridiplantae, Streptophyta, Magnoliopsida, Malpighiales, Euphorbiaceae. Bases 108 to 1814 code for a protein of 568 amino acids. Gene Ontology annotation, cellular component: chloroplast. Gene Ontology annotation, biological process: riboflavin biosynthetic process. Gene Ontology annotation, molecular function: GTP cyclohydrolase II activity; 3,4-dihydroxy-2-butanone-4-phosphate synthase activity. The transcript is spliced from 7 exons. The record is from RefSeq and is a predicted model, not a curated record.